UAGUAAUGUAUUUAUUUUUUCAUUUUUAUUUUUAUUUAUUUAUUUAUUUAUAUUUUUAAUGAACUCUUUUUAAACGUCUUUUCUUGAAAUUGUUGCUUUGCGUUUCUUUAUGUUUUAUGUAAAGCACUUUGAAUUGCCCGGUUGUUGAAAAUGUGCUAUACAAAUAAAUUUGCCUUGCCUUGCCUUACUGAAAAUCCACAAAGCACGAACGUCUCUGUGCUGAAGACUCUCCCAUGAGGGGAAACCUACUGUUACAAAGUAAAUAGUAAAUAAAUAUCCUGCCCUCUUUACAUGCCUGUGUGUGUUUGUGUGUGUGUGUGUCUGUGUGUGUGUGAGUGCAAGUGUGUGCACACCGUGGCAUUUUUCUAUGUGGUUGUUUUUUCUUUUUGUGAAAGAGAGCAGGGGUUAACGCUGAUCUUAGAUCAGUGGAACUUGUGUCAAGCACAGCUAACUUCACAAUUCAACCCCAAGAAGCAACUGAUUCCUCUGAUGCAACUUCCUUUACUAACAGCUGUACAAGUUAGCUGCAGCCUUUCAGCCACACCCACACAGACACGCAGUCAUUUCGUGCAUUAGUGAGUCUUUUAUAGAUUACAGAUGUUUCAUCGUUCUUCUGGCUGAGUGGAGAUGGUGGUGGAGAUCUAUGCGAGUGCAGACACUGUUAGAGGUCACGACUCCGACACAGAGAAGGAAGGCGGUGACACAAAGAAAGCCCCAGACACAGAUCCGAACACAGGAGGAGACACUGCAUGGAGCAGGUGUUACAGAGUGACUGUAGUGUGUGUGGUGCUGCUGUGUGUUCUCCUGCUGACCGCCGUCACAGUGCUGUGGAUCCGAUUCAACAACCUGACUACAGAAAACAACCAGUUACAGACCAGUUACAACAACCUGACUAUAGAGAGAGACCAGAUACAGACCAGUUACAUCACCCUGACUAUAGAGAGAGACCAGAUACAGACCAGUUACAACAACCUGACUAUAGAGAGAGACCAAUUAAAGACCAGUUACAACAACCUGACUAUAGAGAGAGACCAGUUACAGAGGGAGAGAGAUAGAUACCGGACUACACUUGAUCUGUGUUAUAAAGGGAGGUGUUUCAGCUUUGACUCCAGUGUUUACUGCAUGUCUAAUGAGGAGAAGAACUGGGAGGAGAGCAGACAGGACUGCAGGGACAAAGGAGCAGACCUGGUGAUCAUAAACAGCAAGGAGGAGCAGGAGUUCAUCAGUAAACAGCUGGGCGGCAGUCGGGCCUGGAUUGGUCUGAGUGACAGAGCUGUAGAGGGAGACUGGAAAUGGGUGGACGGUACACCACUGACCACUGCGUUCUGGGCUGAACGGGAACCGAAUAAUGAAGCUAAGGAGAGAGGAGAGCGCAUCGAGAAGGUGGUGGAACUCUAUGAGAGAGGAGAUGCUGUUAGACCUCACAAGCCCGAAACCGAGACGGAGGAUGCCAACACGAAGACUCAGCACGCAGGACUGACCACUACGGGGGACAGAUGUUACAGACUGGCUGUUUUGUGUGUGCUGCUGCUGUGUCUUCUCCUGAUGAUUGCUACCACAGUGCUGUGGAUCGAAUUCACCAUCCUGACUACAGAAAAAGAUCAGUUACAGUCCACAUACACCGCUCUUAUAAUAGAGCAAGACCGGUUACAGACCAGUUACAAUAAACUGACCGUAGAGAGAAAUCAUUUACGGACACGUUACAUGAGAAUGACUUUAGAGAGAGACCAGUUACAGACCAGUUACAACAACCUGACUAAAGAGAGAGACCAGUUACAGAGGGAGAGAGAUGGAUACCGGAGUACACUUGAUCUGUGUUAUAAAGGGAGGUGUUUCAACUUCGACUCCAGUGUUUACUGCAUGUCUAAUGGGAACAAGAACUGGGAGGAGAGCAGACAGGACUGCAGGGACAAAGGAGCAGACCUGGUGAUCAUAAACAGCAAGGAGGAACAGGAGUUCAUUGGUAAUCAGCUGAACAGCAGUCGGGCUUGGAUUGGUCUGAGUGAUGGAGCUGUAGAGGGAGACUGGAAAUGGGUGGACGGUACACCACUGACCACUGCGUAUUGGGCUAGUGGAGAACCGAAUAAUGCCGGUGAUGAGGACUGUGCUGAGAUGAUCAAUUCUCCAAAUGGGAAAUUAUGGAAUGAUAAUAGAUGCUCUAAUAAUGAACUCUGGAUCUGCGAGAAACGUGUUGCUCAAUUACAGAUGUUUCAUCAUUCUUCUGACCGAGUGGAGAUGGUGGUGGAGAUCUAUGAGAGUACAGACACUGUUAGAAGUCACGACCCCGACACAGAGAAGGAAGGCGGUGACACAAAGAAAGCCCCAGACACAGAUCCGAACACAGGAGGAGACACUGCAUGGAGCAGGUGUUACAGAGUGACUGUAGUGUGUGUGGUGCUGCUGUGUGUUCUCCUGCUGACUGCCGUCACGGUGCUGUGGAUCCGAUUCAACAACCUGACUACAGAAAACAACCAGUUACAGACCAGUUACAACACCCUGACUAUAGACAGAGACCAGUUACAGACCAGUUACAACACCCUGACUAUAGAGAGAGACCAGUUACAGACCAGUUACAACAACCUGACUAUAGAGAGAGACCAGAUACAGAGGGAGAGAGAUGGAUACCGGUGUACACUUGAUCUGUGUUGUAAGUGCAUGAAUUUUAGAAUAAAGUUUUCUACCCAAAGGUUAAAUGCCCUCAGUGGAAAUCCUGGUGUCAUUUUAAAACUGAACUCAGUGUCUAAAAUGUUGUUUGUGGUGAAAUACAAGUCAUGGCUGUAUGCAGGCAAUAGUUCAGAAACUGUGUGUUUUGAUCUCAGUAAAUUCUCUCUGUAUAUCUCUAUAGAUAAAGGGAGGUGUUUCAACUUCAACUCCAGUUUUUACUACAUGUCUAAUGAGGAGAAGAACUGGGAGCAGAGCAGACAGGACUGCAGGGACAAAGGAGCAGAUCUGGUGAUCAUAAACAGCAAGGAGGAACAGGAGUUCAUCGGUAAACAGCUGGGCAGCAGUCGGGCUUGGAUUGGUCUGAGUGACGGAGCUGUAGAGGGAAAGUGGAAAUGGGUGGACGGUACACCACUGACCACUGCGUUCUGGGCUACAGGGGAACCGAAUAAUAAAGAUGAAGAGGACUGUGCUGAGAUUUUCAGUUUAAAUGGGAACUUUUGGAAUGAUCAGAAAUGUUCUAAUAAUGAACACUGGAUCUGUGAGAGACGUCUUUCUCAGUGACGUGUAUCAUUUAAUAAUCAAAAGCACAUACACAAAUUGAACCAAAUAUAUAUAUAUAUAUAAAAAGUAUAAAAGACAGUAUUGUCAUGAUGAUUGUGUUUCAGUUUCAGUUUCUUGUCAUGAAAAAUGAUUCAGGUUAAAAAACAACAUUUAAAUAAAAAU
Ictalurus furcatus (blue catfish) is the source of this 3387-nucleotide messenger RNA. RefSeq lists its product as uncharacterized. The transcript is spliced from 15 exons. Lineage: Eukaryota; Metazoa; Chordata; Actinopteri; Siluriformes; Ictaluridae. Gene Ontology annotation, cellular component: external side of plasma membrane. The coding region runs from base 628 to 3225 and encodes 865 amino acids. The record is from RefSeq and is a predicted model, not a curated record. Gene Ontology annotation, molecular function: D-mannose binding; fucose binding. Gene Ontology annotation, biological process: biological process involved in interspecies interaction between organisms.